AUGUGUUUAGAGCACAGUUACUCGAAAACACAACAAUUAAUUGCAAUUAAUGAUAAUGUUGAUAAUAACAAUCAUAAUCAUAAAGAUAACAAUAUCGAUGGCCAGUUUAAGGCCAGUUAUCGUUUGGAUACCCGGGGCUGUCGUAUUAGUGAUCUGCCAGUGUUUGAUGAGGAAACUCGGCCACUGUUUGCCGAUUAUAUUCACUCAAAUCAGACACAAUGGCAGUGCAGUAAACGGAUGCCCAUUAAAAUUAGUCGACAAAAUGAGACAUCAAUUUUGUUGGACUGGUCUGGACUAAACUUUCAGCCCCUGUGCUACUAUCGGAAACUAUGGCUAGAGGGGUCCGAUAAACAGGGUAAUUUUCGUGGACCAAUAUUGACCCGGGUACUUGAAUUUCCCGAAUCCGAUUUUGUACACGUAGUAUGUUUUAACAAUAGGCUAGCAGUGGGCCAUCGGAAAGUUAGUGCCAAAAAAUUUAAUCCCAAAAAUUCCGAUAUUAUACUCAAUAGUAUAGUACCGUUAAUACCUAUUGUCAAACCAACAUCACCACCACUGGCUACCAGUCCAACAACAGGUACUGAUGCUGAUGAUGGUGGUGUACCCAAUAUACUAUUGUUGGCCAUUGAUUCGACAUCAUACGUAAAUUUUAAGCGACAUUUCCACCUAACUGGCCAACUAGUUAGAGAUCAUGAAUUCUAUGAACUAUACGGCUAUAAUAAAGUUGGUUCAAAUACUUUCCCUAAUAUGAUACCGUUCCUAACCGGCCAUCGACCCGAUGAACUGGUACACCAUCGUAAACUCGGUAGUAUUUAUUUCGACGAUUGGCCACUAAUUUGGAAAGACUAUCGAAAUCAUGGUUUUUUGACUGCAUAUCUCGAAGAGAUGUCGUGGUGCGGACUAUUUUACUUUAAUUUGAAUGGUUUUCUACAUAAGCCGACCGACUAUCAGACCCGACCCUAUCAUUUGGAAAUUAUUAAAGAAAAGUAUAACUAUUAUUGUUAUAAUGAUAAGACUGAAACACAGCAUUCAUUGGACUGGACCUACGAUUUUGUUAAAGCUAUGAACCAAAGAAAGCAACAGUAUUUUGCAUACAUAUCGGUCAGUGAGAUGACACACGAUUGGAUAAAUGCCGGACACUUUCUGGACGUACCCUAUCAUCAAUUGUUGAGCCGACUGUUCACGGAAGGACUGGCCAAAAAUACGGCCAUAUUUUUAUUCUCAGAUCACGGCGUUCGUUACGGUGAGCUCAGGCGUACGCAUACCGGUGAAAGUGAAAACCGAUUGCCAUUUAUGUUCAUACAUUUGCCGAAACAGUUUACCAAUAAGCACCGGGAUGAUGGAUGGUUAGCUAAUUUAACAGUUAAUCAACAUAGACUGACCACUGCUUUCGAUAUACAUGCCACACUCUAUCAUAUUGUACAUGGAAAGCCAAAUACUAGUCAACCGCACGGCAUAUCCCUGUUCACCCCCAUCAGCGACCAGCGCCAGUGUAUCAAUGCUUCGAUACCGGAAAUGUUUUGUUCGUGUUUUUCCGAACAAAUAGUUACCGAUUAUCAACCGUUUUACCGAUCGGGAAUCAUUGGCCAGAUUGUUGACCACUUGAACUCGUUGACCAAUUUCUAUCGAUAUAUGUGCUUGAAAUUUACGUUUCAUUCAGUCUAUCGGAUAUAUCAACGGGAAAAUAGUCGUAACGAUUCAGAGUAUCUGUUUGGUCAACAAGUGGUCAAAUAUAUCAUUCAACUAUAUGUUAACCCAGGGAUGGCAUUGUUCGAGACGGUAGUGAAAAGUUUGAGCACCCGAUCAGCUAACUAUACAAUGAUUACUAAAAUCUAUCGUAUCAAUAGAUAUGGUAAUCAAUCGGAUUCUGUGGUCAGUCUAAUUAUGAUUGACCUAUAA
Molecule: messenger RNA, 1896 nt
Organism: Oppia nitens
Lineage: Eukaryota; Metazoa; Arthropoda; Arachnida; Sarcoptiformes; Oppiidae
Exons: 6
Coding region: 1-1896 (631 amino acids)
Source: RefSeq, a predicted model, not a curated record